This is a messenger RNA of Spinacia oleracea (spinach), 2314 nucleotides long. Its product is annotated as monocopper oxidase-like protein SKS1. Bases 267 to 2024 code for a protein of 585 amino acids. The transcript has 9 exons. Gene Ontology annotation, molecular function: copper ion binding; oxidoreductase activity. The record is from RefSeq and is a predicted model, not a curated record. NCBI's taxonomy places the organism in Eukaryota, Viridiplantae, Streptophyta, Magnoliopsida, Caryophyllales, Amaranthaceae. Gene Ontology annotation, cellular component: plasma membrane.
CGAUUUGAUUAAAAUUUCUUUGUUUUUCUAUUUGUACUCUUUCUCUUCUCGUCUCUUACACAAAGAGGAAGAAGAAAGUGAGGAGAGAGAAAACUAGACGUUGGAAGUUCAACACAGAAAGAAAGAAAUAAGGCAGCCGUUUUUCUCAUUCUUCCACCCUUCCAUUUUCCCAAACACAUUGCCUUUUCUCUCUCUUAAAUCAUGAAAUAAAUAAACCCCAUUUACAGAGAGUGUGAGAAGUUCAAAAACUCAAAAGGGGUUCAUCAAUGGCGGCGUUUUUGAAGCUGUUUUUGCUGUAUUUUGUUUGCGCAACUGGGUUACUCACAAGGCGGUGUUUCGGUGGUGAUCCUUACGUUUACUAUCAUUUUGUUUACUCUUACAGAACCCUCUCUCCCUUGGGCACUCCUCAGCAGGUUAUAGUGGUCAAUGGUCAGUUUCCGGGGCCUAUAAUCGACGUCGUGACCAAUAACAAUGUCGUCGUUGACGUGAAAAAUAAAUUGGAUGAAAAUCUCCUGGUUAAUUGGAAUGGGAUUCAAAUGCGGGAUAAUCCUUGGCAAGAUGGUGUGCAAGCAACAAAUUGUGCCAUUCCUCCCAAAGCAAAUUUCACUUAUCAAUUCCAGGUCAAGGAUCAGAUCGGAAGCUUCUUUUACCACCCAUCUAUCAACUUUCAACGGGCUGCUGGUGGGUUUGGCCCGUUUAUGAUUGGCAACAGGAGCGUAAUCCCUUUACCUUUCCCAAAACCGGAUGCAGAUAUUGUUCUCAUGAUUGGGGAUUGGUAUAUCCGGGACCAUAAGGCGCUGAGGACAGACUUGAAUGCUGGGAAGGAUCUAGGAAUGCCAGAUGGAGUUCUUAUCAAUGGAAAAGGGCCUUACCAAUAUAAUACUAGCCUUGUUCCUGAUGGUAUUGAGUAUGAGAACAUUCAAGUUGAGCCAGGCAAAACGUACCGAUUCCGAGUACAUCAUAUUGGAAUCUCAACUAGUUUGAACUUCCGAAUUCAAAACCACGUUCUGAAUUUGGUUGAAACUGAAGGAUAUUACACAUCACAGACAAAUUACAGCAACUUCGAUAUCCAUGUUGGGCAGUCGUAUUCAUUUCUUGUUACAAUGGAUCAGAAUGCUAGCAAUGAUUAUUACAUUGUAGCAAGUGCUAGGUUUCAGAACGAAUCUCAAUGGGAGCGAGUCAUUGGUGUGGCGAUUUUGCACUAUUCUAAUUCUAAAGGAAAAGCAGCUGGCCCUCUCCCAGAUCCCCCUAAUGAUUUUUAUGACAAGACUUGGUCUAUGAACCAGGCCAGAUCUGUCAGGCAAAAUGGAUCUGCGAGUGGAGCUCGUCCUAAUCCACAAGGCUCUUUCCAUUAUGGGAACAUCAAUGUGACACAGACUUAUAUAUUCCAGAGUUUGCCACCAACAACUAUCAAGGGAAAACCCGGUGCAACUUUAAAUGGCAUCUCAUUUGUUAACCCUAAAACUCCAAUAAUGCUUGCUGACUGGAAGGAUGUGAAGGGAGACUACAAGCUUGAUUUUCCCAGCAAGCCACUAACAGGCCAUUCUCGGUUGGAUACUUCGGUUAUUGAUGGUACAUUUAAAGGAUUUGCUGAAAUUGUAUUUCAGAACAAUGAUACAGUGAUGCAGACCUUUCACGUGGAUGGAUUUUCGUUCUAUGUUGUUGGGAUGGAUUAUGGUGUAUGGAGUGAAGACAGGCGUGGUAGCUAUAACAAAUGGGAUGCUAUUUAUCGCUGCACUAUACAGGUCUAUCCUGGUGCUUGGACAGCUGUGUUUUUGUAUCUAGACAAUCCAGGGACAUGGAACAUCAGAACAGAAAACCUUGAUAGAUGGUAUCUAGGCCAAGAAACAUACAUAAAGCUUGUCAACGAUGAAGAUAAGGGAUCUCAAUUUGCUGCCCCUCAUAAUGUCAGAUUCUGUGGUGCUCUGGCUGACUUACAGAGAGAAAGUGGGGCACCAUCGAUCAAUGGCAACAUGAAGUUGAUUGUGAUAAUGCUGAUUGUGGUCUUUUUUUUCUCUAGUUGAUUUAAGUUAGAACAUUUUGAUUAUUAUUAUUUAUAGUGUUCUAGUCUUCCAUAGAUAGGCACAUGAAGUCUCAUCAUAGUACAAAGAGUUUGAUGUGUUUAAUUAAGUCUGUUGAUAUUUGAGGCGGAAAGCGGGAAUUGUGUGUAGCUUCUUCAAUUGUAAAAACAGGGCAUUUUCUUCCCCUCUUAGUGUUGAUUAAUGUAGUUUCAUUAAUGAAAAGCUAAGAUUUUCUGAAAUACCAUUAUAAACACUAAUAGAGAUUAGUUUUAUGCUAUGUUACAAACUUACUA